This is a messenger RNA of Gracilinanus agilis (Agile Gracile Mouse Opossum), 741 nucleotides long. RefSeq names its product ADP-ribose glycohydrolase MACROD1-like. The record is from RefSeq and is a predicted model, not a curated record. The transcript has a single exon. Lineage: Eukaryota; Metazoa; Chordata; Mammalia; Didelphimorphia; Didelphidae. Gene Ontology annotation, molecular function: ADP-ribosylglutamate-[protein] hydrolase activity. Gene Ontology annotation, cellular component: nucleoplasm. Gene Ontology annotation, biological process: DNA damage response; purine nucleoside metabolic process; peptidyl-glutamate ADP-deribosylation. The coding region runs from base 7 to 741 and encodes 244 amino acids.
CUGGCCAUGGCGGCGAAAGUGGACCUCAAGAUCUCCACGGACUGGAAGGAGGCUAAAGCUUAUCUGAAGGCUCUGAGUGACAAGCAGAGGGAGGAGCAUUAUUUCUGCCCAGACUUUGUCAGCCUGAAAAAAAUACCCCUCUGGAAGGAUGGAGAGGCAAAAGGGGCGUCAGAUAAGGACAAGGAAUCCCAGUACAAGCCGGACAAGGCCCUGAAUGAGAAGAUCUCACUCUUCCGGGGAGACAUCACCAAGCUAGAGGUGGACGCCAUUGUGAACGCGGCCAACAGUUCUCUGAUGGGAGGAGGCGGCGUAGACGGCUGCAUCCACCGAGCCGCCGGCCCCCUGCUCAAAGAGGAAUGCCGCACACUCCAUCACUGUGAGACGGGCAAAGCCAAGAUCACCGGCGGCUACCGCCUGCCUGCCAAGUACGUCAUCCACACCGUAGGGCCCAUUGCGCAGGGAAACCCCAGCCCCGCCCAGGUCCAGGAGCUUCGCAACUGCUACAUCAACAGCCUGCAGCUAGUGCUCGAGAACAGCCUUAGAUCCGUGGCCUUCCCGUGCAUUUCCACCGGGGUCUUUGGUUACCCCAGCGAGGGAGCGGCUGAGGUCGUCCUGAGCACCCUGAGGGAGUGGCUGGAGGAGCACAAGGACAAGGUGGAUCGGUUGGUGAUCUGUGUGUUUCUGGAAAAGGAUGAGAAGAUAUACCGCAAGCGGCUGCCUUAUUUCUUCCCUACGGCCUGA